AUGGCAGAUGUGGUAAACUGCCGUCGCUUUUUGGCAGCGUGGACACGAUACAAGGCCAAUAAGGAUCAGCAGUAUGACGGUAGUAUAAUUAUUCAGUAUCAACAAUUGGCAAUGCACUUUGAGCAGCUUCUCAAGAACAGCGACGAAUUAAAGCCUUUUGAAGCAGAUCUCACUCGAGUAGUAAGUGACAUAGCUUUGCUUCAGAGUAAUACAGAUUCUUUCAUGCCGGGCCGAGUUUUGCGAGCAUCGGAGAUCGUUAAGCUGCAAGAGGAGCGUAUGAAGUCUAUCACUGCUCUAGAUCCCCCCGAACAAGACACAUUUACCAGUGAAAUUACAGAGAAGGAGGCACUUUUACCAAAACCCAAGAUUCGCACCGACUUAAGUCAUGAUGACUUCAAAUCAAUGCUAGAGGUUGCUGCUCCACAUGAGGAAAAGCUAUCAACUAAAGCAAUUAGAAAGCGACUGGGACUAGUGGAUCGAUCGGGAGGUCAAACGAGUGCAUCCGAAACGGUAGCACGUGAAGAGCAGGAAUCCAUACAGUCGGAGAUGAUAUCACUGGCAAAGCAGCUAAAGGAUAGGACGCACACCAUUAAUCAGUCGCUUUCAGAGGAUGUAAAGAUCCUAGACGCAGUGGGACAAAGUGCAGAGCACAACACGGCACUGCUCGAUCGUGAAAAUGCUAAAUUGAAAAAGCAAUUGGCUUAUAGUAUCGGUCUAUGGACAUCCCUUUGGCUCGUGGCGAUGCUAGUCAUCGUCUUCAUCAUCACAUAUUUCUAUAUGAAGGUAUUUUCGCGACGAUUUUAA
Plasmopara halstedii is the source of this 804-nucleotide messenger RNA. Its product is annotated as Predicted membrane protein. Gene Ontology annotation, molecular function: SNAP receptor activity. The transcript has 2 exons. Gene Ontology annotation, biological process: retrograde vesicle-mediated transport, Golgi to endoplasmic reticulum. Bases 1 to 804 code for a protein of 267 amino acids. Lineage: Eukaryota; Oomycota; Peronosporomycetes; Peronosporales; Peronosporaceae. The record is from RefSeq and is a predicted model, not a curated record. Gene Ontology annotation, cellular component: SNARE complex; endoplasmic reticulum.